Elgaria multicarinata webbii is the source of this 627-nucleotide messenger RNA. RefSeq names its product pulmonary surfactant-associated protein A-like. The record is from RefSeq and is a predicted model, not a curated record. The transcript is spliced from 4 exons. Lineage: Eukaryota; Metazoa; Chordata; Lepidosauria; Squamata; Anguidae. Bases 1 to 627 code for a protein of 208 amino acids.
AUGUUGUCAUCCCAGUUGGUUCAUGUCCUUGCCACAGCAAUUGCCUUGCUGGUAACAGGGCAUGCUCUGGAAACCUGUGUAGGUCUCCAAGGUCCUCCCGGAAGAAAUGGACUCCCCGGUCUACCAGGGCCACAAGGCAAACAAGGAGAGAAGGGAUCUCCUGGGAAAACAGGUCUGCCUGCAGCUCAGGAUGUUAAAUUACAAAACAACCUCAAGGAACUCCAACACAGAAUCACCAAAUUGGAAAGAGCCUUGGCUUUGAACGGAAAGGUUGCAAUAGCUGGCAAUAAACUGUUUGCCACUACUGAGAAGACAGCUGAUUUUGACAACACAGUAAGAAUAUGCAAAGCUGCUCAUGGCAGCAUUGCAACUCCAGAGAACAGGAAAGAGAAUGAUGCGAUUAUGAGCUUCGUGAAAGAAUUUGAUACAUAUGCUUAUCUGGGUAUCACUGAGGGCCAUGUUCCUGGGGAAUUCCAGUUCCUGAAUGGGACAUCCCUGAAUUUUACAAACUGGUAUGUGGAUGAGCCGAAGGGCAAAGGAGCAGAGAAAUGUGUGGAAAUGUACAGUGAUGGCACCUGGAAUGACAAACUCUGUAAUAAGUACCGCCUCACGAUCUGCGAGUUUUAA